GGCUACCAGCUGUGCUGGGAGGCCAGAUAAAACAGCCUGGAAAGUACUAAGGAGACAAAGAAGCGCUGCUGUAGCCUCCAUCCCUUCCAACAGGUUAAAAACCACCCAACCAGAGUCUGCUUGUUCCUCUGCAUCACAAAAACUCAUCUUGUCUCCAGUAUGGUGAACCAACUCUUAAUGGCGUUGCUAUGCAUGUCGGCACUGAUCAGUGCCCAGACAGACCCCAGCAAGCCUGCAAUCCAGCUGCGGCUAGCGGGGGAGAAGAAGAAACACUACGAGGGUCGAGUGGAAGUUUUCUACAACGGAGAGUGGGGGACAGUGUGUGAUGAUGACUUCACCAUCCAAGCUGCACAAGUGGUGUGCAGAGAGCUGGGCUUCAUGGAUGCUGUGUCCUGGUCUCCUUCAGCCAAGUUUGGAAAGGGGGAAGGUCAUAUCUGGCUAGACAACGUGCACUGCACCGGUACAGAGAAGAGCCUGGCUCACUGCAAGUCAAACGGUUUUGGAGUUUCUGACUGCAAACAUUCAGAGGAUGUCGGGGUGGUGUGCUCCCAGAAACGCAUCCCAGGCUUCAAGUUCAUCAGGAACCAGGCACUCAGUGGGGAGGGUCUGACAGUGCAAGUGGAGGAUGUAAGGAUCAGGGCCACCUACUCUCACAGAAAAAGGAUCCCCAUCACAGAGGGAUUUGUGGAGGUGAGAGAUGGAGGCAAGUGGAGGCAGAUCUGCAGCGAGGAGUGGAGCGAGAUGAACAGCAGAGUCAUCUGCGGCAUGUACGGUUUCCCCUCUGAGAAACCUUUCAACGUCCGACCCUACAAAAUGUUGGCUAAACGCCGUAAGAAGAACUACUGGGGCUUCUCCGUCAACUGCACAGGCAACGAGGCCGACCUGUCAGACUGCAAACUUGGUAAAGAGAUCCAGCUCAAAGGCAACAACACAUGUCGGCGGGGCAUGCCUGCUGUGGUCAGCUGCGUACCUGGACGGGCCUUCGCUCCGAGCGUCAGCAUGGGUUUCAGGAAGGCCUACAGGGUGGAGCAACCCUUAGUCCGUCUAAGAGGGGGGGCCAUGAUCGGCGAGGGCCGAGUGGAGGUGCUGAAGAACGGAGAAUGGGGGACCGUCUGUGAUGAUAACUGGAACAUCAGAGCGGCCACGGUGGUGUGUCGAGAGCUCGGCUUCGGCAGCGCCAAAGAGGCCCUGGCUGGAGGCAAAAUGGGUCAAGGGGUGGGGUCUGUCCACAUGAAUGAGGUGGAGUGCUCUGGGUUUGAAAAGUCUCUGACUGAAUGUUACUUCAACCGCGACUCUUUAGGCUGCAGCCAUGAGGAAGACGCUGCAGUCAGGUGCAAUGUUCCUGCCAUGGGCUUCAACACCCGGCUUCGGUUAAAUGGCGGGCGUAACUCCUACGAGGGCCGCGUGGAAGUGCUGGCAGAGAGGAACGGCUCUCUGGUGUGGGGCACGGUGUGCAGCGACAGCUGGGGAACCAUGGAGGCCAUGGUGGUGUGCAGACAGCUGGGACUGGGCUUCGCCAGCCACGCCUUCCAGGAGACCUGGUACUGGCAGGGAGACGCGUCCGCUGAUGCUGUGGUGAUGAGCGGAGUGAGAUGUUCAGGAACCGAGCUGACUCUGGAUCAGUGUCUGCAUCAUGGCAAACAUGUUAGCUGUCAGAAAGGAGGCGGACGCUUUGCUGCCGGGGUUUCCUGCACACAGACGGCUCCAGACCUGGUCCUCAGCGCUCAGGUGGUGGAGCAGACCACAUACCUUGAGGACAGGCCCAUGUAUGCCCUGCAGUGUGCCCAUGAAGAACGCUGUCUGUCCAGCACGGCCGACAAAGCCAGCCCAGACUCCUACCGCCGCCUUCUACGCUUCUCCUCCCAGAUCCAGAACAAUGGCCUAUCAGACUUCAGACCGCGGGCGUCGCCUCAUUCCUGGACCUGGCACGAGUGUCACAGACACUACCACAGCAUGGAGGUUUUCACCCACUAUGACUUGAUAAGUCUGAACGGCACUAAAGUUGCAGAGGGACAUAAAGCCAGCUUCUGUCUGGAGGACACCCACUGUGACGAAGGUAUACAGAAAAGGUACGAAUGCGCCAACUUUGGCUCUCAGGGCAUCACCGUCGGCUGCUGGGACACCUACAGACACGACAUAGACUGUCAGUGGAUCGACAUCACAGAUGUGAAGCCGGGAGAUUACAUCUUCCAGGUCUUGAUAAACCCAAACUUUGAAGUUGCAGAAUCGGAUUACACCAACAAUAUAAUGAAGUGUCGCACUCGCUACGACGGACACCGGAUAUGGACCUACAACUGUCAUAUAGGUGGCACGUUAAGUUCAGACGCUGAAGACAUGUUUCCAGGACUGCUGACCAACCAGCUCUCUCACAGGUAGACCAGAGCAGAACAUCGCAAAGGACGGCACCAGGAGGACUUUUGGCAACCACUAGAGGGAGCCGCGUGCCGGGUUGUUAUUGUGCUCAGGGUUCAGCUGGUACAAUAAAUAAUGGCUCAAUAGGAAAAAUGAACUGAAUGCAUUUACCCUAUUCAGUUGUCUUUUGCUGUUUUUUGUGCUUGUUUUUUUAUUUUUUUUAUUUUGUCAUUAUGACCUGGUGCUCACGAUGCAAUAAUGAUCGCAGCCGCGUAACUUAUUAAACCCCGGUGUGGCGAUCGCUGCAUUGGAAACCAAAGUUUUAAAUGUGUGGGGACUUCUUCAAACCACAACCCAGACACCAUAUUACCUAGAAAGAGUAGUUCUUCCUUUGCAUGGACUCAAUUUAUCCUCUAUUUAAAACAUUGCACUGUAUACUAAACAGCUGUGAUGAAAAGCAGCUUUAGAAAUCAU
Messenger RNA from Cyprinodon tularosa, 2826 nucleotides. RefSeq names its product lysyl oxidase-like 2a (gene loxl2a). The transcript is spliced from 14 exons. Lineage: Eukaryota; Metazoa; Chordata; Actinopteri; Cyprinodontiformes; Cyprinodontidae. The record is from RefSeq and is a predicted model, not a curated record. Gene Ontology annotation, biological process: sprouting angiogenesis; peptidyl-lysine oxidation. The coding region runs from base 160 to 2376 and encodes 738 amino acids. Gene Ontology annotation, molecular function: copper ion binding; protein-lysine 6-oxidase activity. Gene Ontology annotation, cellular component: membrane.